UCACGUUUAACGCGAGUGACGCGUUUUUGCCAAGGGUUGCCUCACUGGUAAUUUAGCUCCAGAUUUUCACAAGGGACUUCUAACAUAAUUCUCAUAUCACUCGUGGGACGGCUGCUUUCAAGUAUACAAGAAAUCUCCGGACGACAACGCUCGGAAGUGGUAUUUUGCAAUUCUUGUGAGUGUUAGCGCAGCAGGCAUCGAUUCACCAAGAUGAGCGACGACCGUCGUCCAAUGAUGAUAACAGGAAUCCUCCAUAUUGUUGUCGGGAUCGUCCAGCCAGUUUUAUGGGGAAUCAGUUGGGCCUUUACUGGUUAUUACAGUACAGUGGUAUCUGAGGUCUGGGGUAGUGUUGCUUUCUUUAUUCCGACGGGGGUUCUCGCGAUUCUCGUAGCCAAAGGCAAUAACCGAGGAUUGGCCAUUGCAUCUUUGAUAAUGAGCAUCCUAUCAGCCAUUGUGGCAUUGGUGAUCUUCAUCACAAAUUGUAUCACUGCCGGAUUAAAUUUUUCAAACUACUUUGCCGCUCAUGGGGCAUUCAGUAUCCUUGCUCUCUUACUUGGCAUCUUCGAGAUCGCCGUUUCCAUCGUGACUUCUAUCUACUCGAGCAAGAUCUAUCGAAAUGCUGCCAUCCCAACCCAAGCUAUGACUGUGCAAGCCACUACGGCCUAUCCGAGUGCUUACCCGGCCGUGCAGCAGUACCCUGGCCCACAGGCCCAAGCACAGUACCCUGGCCCACAGGCCGAAGCACAGCAGUACCCACCGCAAGAGCAGAAAUACUAGCAACGUGACACGAGGGCCUAAUCCACAGCGCUCGGUAACCUUGUUAUGCGGGCAAAUAUUCAUCGACAAACCUUGAACCUACAUAAACUUCAGAUAGGCUGGCUGCACGCGUCCAAAUCAUGCCUUGUUUUAUUUGAAUAUGUAUCAAAAUGGAAUAAAUUACGAUUAGUUUUAAAGACAAGUAUAGAUGGCUAAAACCUAAAUGGUUGCCAGGAUACUGUGGACUUUCCUCCUGCUGUACAUUGCCGGACCUAUCAGUGUAUUACAGUAAUUGUGAAUGUACCAAAUUUCGCAUUCUUUGCAUUAAUUGUUUCAACCCCGGCUGACCAAUUCUAUUUUCGCAAAGAACUCCCUUUCUCUCUCUUUUUUUUGGGGGGGUGGUUCAGUUAAAAGUUCUAGAUAAAGAAAAAAAUAAACAGGAAAGAAGUUGAACUUGUAUCAAAACUUGUAUCAAAUGUGUUCUCAAUAUAAGUUGAACUAUUAAUUAUGUAUAAAAAAGUGUGAGUAGUGAGAAAGAAACGUACACAUGAAUAAUCUUCGUUUAGAAAAUCGUACUUUAAAAACUGUUGGCCCAACUCAUUGCUUCCUCUAAUCUGAAACUGUGUUAAAGUAUCUAGCAAUUGAACUUGAUCUUGUACAGGCUUUAAUAUGUUGAUUUUUGAGCCUUUUGUGCUUUGUUGUGGGUCUGCAUAUUGGCUUUUGUAGAAAAAGUGUUUUAACUUGUAACAUUAUUGAUUCAAGGCUUUUUUCUGUAUAAAUCCAAUGAAAUUGAAUUUAAAUGUAAUGUUUAAAGACAGUGGAAGUUACAAAUAUCAAUAAUAAUUAAUUUACAUUUUAAAAAGCUCAAAAUUUAAAACUUGGAGCUAAAAAUUAAAAUUUCGCACGAUGGUUUCAUAUUACCCUUUUGGGGGCUGGGCGGAAUAUAUCCCAACCCUGUUCAUAAUUACCAUAUUUUAUCGACUCACUCCAAACAUUUAUUGGGUGUUUGUUUUCAUCGGGCGGUCAUUUAAUUUUUCUUUUUCAAAAUCAGACGUGCGUUUCUAAGGUAAGGUAGCAUUAGAAUGUGUCAGCAACGAAUUUUUAACAGACCCAAUUUUUGUACUGCAACAUUAUACUCUUCUUCAACGCAUUGUGACCAUGACGACGCUUGACCUUUGUUUGUUGAUCAAGUCUCCGCGUUGUUCAUGGACUCUGAAACUGUCAUUAAAGUGUUACACGCCUCAGCAUCCUUUUUUUUUUCACGGUAAUGACUGGAAUCAAGUGAUGAAGUUAGAGAAUUUUGUAAAAGGGAAGUGAACAGAAAUUAACUUUGUCCAGUUUUUUUUCAAAUCAAACUGGGAAUUUCCUUUUGCUUGAUUUCAUGGCAUUUUACGCCAUUUUUCCUGGACGAAAAAAUUGCGUAAAAGCAAAUUAGAUCCAACGUAUGAAUCUUCUCUCGAAGAAAAGGUGUUCUUGUCUUUUAAAGGGUUGAAGUUAUGUAGCAACUCCAAUACAUUUUCAAGCACGGACAUGUUAUGACGUUAUUGCGACCACAUUUUGAAUCCUGAAAGACCAAUUUUGUUUUAAUAAUCUACGACUUAAAAUACUUUACGAGUCGAAAUUUGUAUACUCUAUUCUAAUAAAUCAAAUCUUGGAUAGUGCGUGACGAAAUUA
This is a messenger RNA of Acanthaster planci (crown-of-thorns starfish), 2430 nucleotides long. RefSeq lists its product as uncharacterized. NCBI's taxonomy places the organism in Eukaryota, Metazoa, Echinodermata, Asteroidea, Valvatida, Acanthasteridae. The record is from RefSeq and is a predicted model, not a curated record.